This is a messenger RNA of Phaeoacremonium minimum UCRPA7, 663 nucleotides long. RefSeq lists its product as hypothetical. Bases 1 to 663 code for a protein of 220 amino acids. The transcript has a single exon. The record is from RefSeq and is a predicted model, not a curated record. Lineage: Eukaryota; Fungi; Ascomycota; Sordariomycetes; Togniniales; Togniniaceae.
AUGGCCGUUACAGAGGUGGUAUUCCUAGAGUCAACGGCGGAGACCAUUACAGACGAGUUUCGUUCAGUACUCAACGAGGCUCAAACAAUACAAGAUGCGUGGGUUGAGGCGAGCUUUCCAGGGCAGAUCACCGCCGCCACCAAAUGGCAGGAGAUUGAAAGGCCAAAUCAUCUACUUAUAACUCAGAACUGGCCAGAGACAAGCCAGCAACGGGUGUGGGGCGCAAGCGAGGAGGGCAGAAGUGGACAUGUUAAGAUCAUGUCUCAUAUCGCACUUGAAGGCCAGAGGCCCAAGGCAGAGAAGUUCCACGUGGAGGGCGAGAUAUUCGCUAGUUCGCAAGAGCCGAACCGGAUACAGCUGUCGGAUAGUCCAGUUAUCAGUGUUGGGCGCCAUACUGUAUCCUCAGACAACAAGGAGGCGUUCAUGGCCAAGUUCAACGAGGUCAAAUGGGUCGUGCAGGACUAUGCUAAACCGUAUGUUGUUAAAGGGGGUUGGAGGAUAGAGAAGGACGCCGAGGCCAACGAAGAAUGGCUUCUAUUCAUUGGAUGGCCAACUGUUCAAGCCCACAAGGACUUUGCGCAGAGCCCCAAUUUCUCCAAAUAUCGCGAGAUUUCUGAGUUGGUGAUCGGAUUCGAUGUCUGGCACUACCAGAAGAUCCAGUGA